GGCAGGGGCCCAAGCCUCAGACACACGGCUAAGCAUUUCAGAAAGAAAUCUGAGAGAAGCCCACCCCCACAGAGGAAAGACUUUGUCCUGAGAAUGGCUGGUAUCUGGAUACUGGCCAGCAUCAUCCUAGUGGCUGUGUUGGAGAAAGGAGGAUGUGUUGGGCCUCCAGGGCCACGAGGGCCUCUAGGACCUCCAGGUCUCAUGGGGUUUCCUGGUUUCAGAGGUCCACCAGGAUUACCAGGAUUUCCAGGAUAUCCAGGACCAAAUACAAAAUGCCCAUGUAAGAAGGAGUCAGCCUUCACUGUGAAGCUCAGUGGCAAGCUGCCUUCACCUUCGAAGCCUGUCAACUUCACGGAGGUCCUGUACAAUGCCCAGAAGGACUUCGGGGAGGACACAGGGGUCUUCACCUGUGAAUUGCCAGGAAAUUACCAUUUCCUCUUUGAUGUAGAGCUCCGUCACUGCAAGGUGAUAAUUUGGCUGAUGAAGGACAAAAGUCCUGUCUUAGAAAAGCAUCAGGUCUCCACCCAAGAGAUCAGGAAUCUCUCUGGCAUGUUGACCCUCCCACUGAGCAAAGGUGAUAAGGUGUGGCUGGAAGCAGAAGUGGAAACUAAAGAUCCAGAGCAAGCCAUAGCCAUAAUCUAUUUCUCUGGUUUUCUGAUAUAGUCCUGGCCUCUAUAUAACAAAGAUAAACCCCUUAUGA
Phacochoerus africanus (Common warthog) is the source of this 700-nucleotide messenger RNA. Its product is annotated as protein HP-20 homolog. The record is from RefSeq and is a predicted model, not a curated record. Gene Ontology annotation, molecular function: protein binding. NCBI's taxonomy places the organism in Eukaryota, Metazoa, Chordata, Mammalia, Artiodactyla, Suidae. Bases 94 to 663 code for a protein of 189 amino acids. The transcript is spliced from 3 exons.